UAAUAAAAUAGGAUUAGCAAACAUAAAGAAAAUGACCAUGGAUAAAUCAGAAUCAUGGGAGCUCCCUACUGCAAAUAAGUGAGCAAAAACCUCCGCUUCACUCUCAUCUGCUCCUGCAGCUGCUUCUGCUUCGCCUCGAGCUCUCAGCGACUCCGUUUCUCAAGUCAUGGCUUUGAAAUCGUUCAUCCAAGUCCACCCCGACUCCCAUUUCCCCAUCCAAAACCUUCCGUACGGAGCGUUCAAACCGGAACCUGCUGCACCGGUCCGUCUCGGCGUGGCAAUCGGCGACUAUGUCUUAGACCUCUCCGAGAUCGCCAAAGCCGGUCUAUUCGACGGUCCUAUGCUCACCGGCUCCGAUUCCUUCCUUCAGCCUACUCUCAACAAGUUUUUGGCGCUGGGACGGCCUGCUUGGAAGGAAGCUCGUGCUACACUUCAAAAGCUAUUGUCAGCUACAGAACCAACCUUGCGUGAUAAUGCAGACUUGAAGCAGAAGUCACUUGUGCCGAUGAGAAAGGUAGAAAUGGUUCUUCCUAUGGAAAUUGGAGACUACACAGACUUCUUUUCAUCUAUGCAUCAUGCAAAGAACUGUAGCAUCAUAUUUCGUGGACCUCAAAGCCCAAUUCCACCAAACUGGUUCCAUCUUCCUAUAGCAUAUCAUGGACGAGCAUCAUCUAUUGUCAUCUCUGGAACUGACAUUACUAGGCCAAGGGGUCAAGGCUAUCCAGCUGGUGACUCUCCACCAUAUUUUGGACCUUCUUUGAAGCUAGAUUUUGAACUUGAAAUGGCUGCUGUAGUUGGUCCAGGAAAUGAAUUAGGGAAAACGAUAGAUGUUAAUGAGGCAGCAGAUCAUGUCUUUGGGCUUGUCUUGAUGAAUGACUGGAGUGCUAGAGAUAUUCAGGCAUGGGAAUAUGUCCCUCUUGGACCCUUUCUUGGGAAGAGUUUUGGUACUACAAUAUCCCCUUGGAUUGUGACACUCGAUGCUCUAGAGCCUUUUGCAUGUGAGGCUCCCAAGCAGGAUCCCCAUCCAUUGCCAUAUCUGACAGAGAAGAAAUCCAAAAACUAUGAUAUUGCAUUGGAGGUUCAAAUUAAACCUUCCGGACAAAAGGAUUCUAGUUUGGUUACAAGAAGUAAUUUCAAGAACCUAUAUUGGACGGUGACCCAACAGCUUGCACACCAUACAAUCAAUGGUUGCAACCUGAGGCCAGGCGAUCUUCUUGGAACUGGGACCAUUAGUGGGCCUGAGCCAGACUCUCUUGGAUGUCUGCUGGAACUAACAUGGAAUGGACAGAAACCAUUGUCAUUAAAUGGGACACCUCGAAAAUUCUUAGAAGAUGGGGAUGAAGUAAUCUUCACUGGUUGCUGUAAGGGAGAUGGUUACAACGUUGGUUUCGGAACCUGUGCCGGGAGUACAUGCCACUCACUGGAAAUCCUCAGAGCUGAAAAUGCCAAACAAACCAUGAAACCCUCUCGCCAAUUCAGCCAUUUCGGCUACUCAUCGUCGACCACCGUCACCUUUACUUUCCACGGUGACUACUCCGAUUCUCCUCCACCUCAAGAAUCCAAAGAAAUCCCCGUCGAGACCCCUGUCCCGAUCACCGUCUACCUCCCGCAGGACAUUGCCGCCGCCAAGAUCCAAUCAGCUUACCGCGCCCGCGUUAUCCGCAACCUUUACAAGCAAAUCUCAGCCGUCAACUCCGAGGCAGACCGUCUUCAACUACUAAUCCAACGGCAGGAAACGGUAGACUCAAUCCGGAGCGACGACCGGGAGAAACUGAGGAUGAACGAGACCUUGAUGCGUCUCUUACUGAAGCUCGACUCGGUGCCGGGGAUCAAUCCGACGGUGAGGGAAGCGAGGAGGAAAGUGAGCCGUAGGGUCGUGGAGUUGCAGGAGAUCGUGGAUGGGAUUUCGGGAGCAAAACUUGACGGCGAUGACGAAUGUUUCGGACGGUGGGGUCCACGCGGGAUAUUUUCGAUGAGGAAUUGGGAUGAAGCCGUGGAGGAGAUGGAGGAGCGAUUGUGCAGAGAGCGCGGUGGUCCGGAAAUGGAGAGGUUUUGUGCUGAGUAUCUGGGGUUUAGAUGCUUACAGAGGUUUCUUCGCGAGUAGUAUUACUGAUUUUAAUCGUAUGUUUUGAACCUUAUUGUAUAAUCAUCUGUCUACGUUAAUCCAAGGGCUUCGUUCAAUGUA
Theobroma umbraticum is the source of this 2185-nucleotide messenger RNA. Lineage: Eukaryota; Viridiplantae; Streptophyta; Magnoliopsida; Malvales; Malvaceae. The record is from RefSeq and is a predicted model, not a curated record.